AUGGAUUCAAAGAACUUCUUGCCAACUAUAGAUGUCAAUCUAUUAUUCAAUCUCCGUUAUGAUGCACUGAAGGACAAUAUGAAUAAUGCACAAGAUCUUCAUAAUGCGAUGAAUGAAGCGAAUAUCAAAUAUCAUCAUAUGUUUGAUGUUCAUUCGACAGAGCAUAAGAGGUUGACGAAUGAGACGGUGAAGGCAGUGUGCAAGUUGAAUAGGUUUAGAGUGGAGGACGUAAAGGAUGAUCCAAAGAAGUUCUUGGGAUUCUUGUUCACGUUGUUCACGCACGUGGACUUCUCCACCGUGGCCAAGAUGGUGAUCCACUUCCAACUGUUUGGUGGCACGAUCAUGGAGGUGGGCACAGAGUAUCAUCACAAGAAGUACUUUGACGACAUCAACAAGUUCAACAUUGUCGGUGGCUUUGCCAUGACUGAGAUGGGGCAUGGAUCCAACGUCCGUCAAAUCGAGACCUCCACCUCCUACGACGGUCUCACAAAGGAGUUGGUAAUCAACUCCCCAUCAUUAUCCAGUACAAAGUUUUGGAUUGGAAAUGUAUCCAUGUUUGGAACUCAUGUUGUAUUGUUCACAAAGUUGAUCUACAAGGGUGAAGACAAGGGUGUUCAUGUCGUUGUCGUUCCAAUUCGUGAUCCAAAGACCAUGGAACUAUAUCCUGGUAUUCAACUUGGUGAUUGUGGUCACAAGAUUGGUUGGAAUGGUAUUGAUAAUGCUUGGAUCAGGUUCAAGAACUGCAGGGUACCAGUGGAGAACUUGUUGAACAGGUUCGCAACUAUCACUCCCGAUGGAGAGUACCUUACCAAGAUUGCCUCACCUGGCAAACUAUUCCAAAUUACCAUUUCCCAACUUGUCUUUGGCAGACUACUAUAUAUCUGUGGUCCACUAUUCGUUAUGAAUGCUGGACUCAAGACUGCCAUCAGAUAUGCCUUUAGUCGACGUCAGUUUGGAGACAAGGGCAAGGAAGAGAGUUUGAUCAUUGAUUAUGCAACUCAUCAUAGAGUGUUGCUACCAAUGCUGGCCACAAACAUUGCCUUUGAGUUUAGCAGGAAUUGGGUCAUUGAGAAUCUGUUGGAAUCACGCCAGUCUGAGGAGAAGACAGAGGAGUAUCAUGCUGUGGUCAGUGGAGUCAAGGCAAUGGUAACAGAGACUUGCUCAACCGGCCUGUCCAAGCUCCGUGUGCUCUGUGGUGGCAAUGGUAUAUCCUCGUACAACUACUUUGGCUACUUCCGUGGCGAGCUGGACGUGUUCCAGACGGCAGAGGGCGAUGGCAAUGUGCUCUACCAGCAGCUGGCCAAGUUCCUGUUGAAGGAGUACAAGAACUGGUACAAGAACCACGGCAUGAAGGUUACAUCA
Molecule: messenger RNA, 1362 nt
Organism: Acytostelium subglobosum LB1
Lineage: Eukaryota; Evosea; Eumycetozoa; Acytosteliales; Acytosteliaceae
Exons: 4
Biological process (GO): lipid homeostasis; fatty acid beta-oxidation using acyl-CoA oxidase
Cellular component (GO): peroxisome
Molecular function (GO): FAD binding; acyl-CoA oxidase activity; fatty acid binding
Source: RefSeq, a predicted model, not a curated record